AUGAACUCGAGAACACGUCGCGCAGCCAAGAAGGGAGUGUCCUUCUGCCUCAUGGUGGUGGGAGCGUCCGGUACAGGAAAGACGACCUUUGUCAACACCCUGUGCGAGUCUGACGUCCUAGGCCAUAAGAUCUCUGAUCAGCCGGACACUGCGCAUAUCGAGGAGGGAAUCCGUAUCAAGCCUGUCAACGUUGGUGAGUCUCAUGAGCCGUGACUAGGUGCAGAUGCGAUGGAAUGGUGGUAUUAGCAAGCAGCAAACAGCAAAGGGCCUGAGGACUGGGGCCUGAAAACGUUGCACGGCAACGCGGCUGAUAUGGAGAAGGUACGGUGCUUGCGCAUGUGCGGCCAUCUCCCGCGGUCUUGACCUACUUAAUGCUUGCCCCAUCGGAGGAGUUGGGCGUGGGACGGGAAUACUUGAACUGACCCGGCUUUCGAUCGUUUGACUCUACCUCGCGCAGAGCUGGAAGAGGAUGGCAUGCGCAUUGGCUUGACUAUCGUCGAUACUCCCGGUUUCGGCGAGAACAUCGACAACGAGUACGCGUAAGUGGCAGCAGAUGCGCUGCACAAUCGAGCUGCUAGCUGUGAGGUCAAGUGUAGGCAAGGCUGAUGCGGAGGUGCCCUUCCACCAUCCAAAAUGUCAUCAGUUUUCAAGAGAUCGUUGGAUUCCUCGACAGGCAGUACGAUGAUAUCUUGGCCGAGGAGAGCCGUAUCAAGCGUAACCCCCGCUUCAGAGACAAUCGUGUCCACGCUCUACUCUACUUCAUCACCCCCACUGGUCACAGUCUGCGAGAGAUGGACAUUGAGCUCAUGCGACGACUCAGCCCCAGGGUCAAUGUCAUUCCCGUCAUCGGAAAAGCUGACACCAUGACUCAUGAGGAGCGCAAGGACUUCAAGCGACGUGUAAGUGCCACCUUGCCGAUGCGCGAGAGUCAAGCAUACCGAGUCCAGGUGCUGAGACAAUCACGUACCCCCGCUCGCACUUAGGUGAUGGAAGACAUCGAGCACUACGGAAUUCCCGUCUACAACUUCCCAUACGACGUCGAGGAGGAUGAUGAGGAGACCAUCGCCGACAACUCCGAGCUCCGAGCUUUGAUGCCCUUUGCCGUCAUCGGAUCGGAAGAGGAAGUCGUCAUCAGCGGUCAGCCCGUUCGGGCUCGCACAUACCCUUGGGGUAUCGUCGAGGUCGACAAUCCCAAGCAUUCCGACUUUGCCCGCUUGAGGUCUGCUUUGCUCAGGUGAGUCAACAGUAACUCUCAACAACUAGCGUUGCUCGAGCUGAUCAAGCGUUCUUUGCUACCGAGUGCAGCACCCACUUGACCGAUCUCAAGGAGAUCACCCACGACUUCCUGUACGAGAACUACCGUACCGAGAAGGUGAGUCCGCGCCACACUACUCAAGGUCGUCGGAAUCGAUACUGACAGAGCUCGCAUAUGUCGCUUCGCAGCUCUCGCGUACCGUUCACUCUGACUAUGCCGACACGGCGAUGCCAGCGGACGAGCUGGCAAACCAGAGCGUCCGUCUCAAGGAGGAGCAAUUGCGCAAGGAGGAGGUGAGUACGCGCAUCCUAGCGUGAAACCGGGGAAGACCUCUGACACCAUGACACUUGCUCCCUCAUCGCUCAUCGGGACGCUCUGCAGGAGAAGCUGCGCGAGAUUGAACUGCGCGUGCAGCGCGAGAUUCAAGAGAAGAGGCAAGAGCUCGUUGCUCGUGAAGAGUCUUUGAAGGCUUUGGAAACCAGACUGGCAACGAAUUAG
Molecule: messenger RNA, 1753 nt
Organism: Ceraceosorus bombacis
Lineage: Eukaryota; Fungi; Basidiomycota; Exobasidiomycetes; Ceraceosorales; Ceraceosoraceae
Source: the annotation of a GenBank genome assembly